AAGCUGACCCUGCUGCGCCGACGCUCACCGGAAGCCGCUCGAACGAAAUAAAAGCGGCGUCCAUGGUUUUCGAACUCUCUGGCGUUUUGCAACUUGUGCCGUGCGUUUCGAAUACACACCAAGGAAAUCAGAUUUAUUCAUUUUUUUAUGUAAAGGUGCGUAUUAGAAAACACUUCUGGUGUGUGCGCUCUUAAAAAAAAAAAGUCCAACGCGGAAGUGCUCGCGUUCAUUUCUCUAGCUUGAUGCCGCUGAACUAACCGUCCGCCCAGCUUGGCCGAGUUUACAUCGGAGUGCUGCUCGUCGCGCUUAUAUAACUCACUGACGACAUUUUCACUGCCAGGGACACUUCUUUUUUUUUUCAAACGUCACAGCUUGUGAACGCACACUUUUUUUUUUGGUCUAUUUGUUUGCGAGUUCCCUUCAAUGAAUUAAAGCCGCGGGAGAAAGUGGAGCAGACUCGGAUCUCCUUCCUUCCUCCUGCGUCGACCUUGUUUACUUUAGUUGCCAAAUAGUGAGCCACCCAGCGCGGUGUUUAUUCCGUGAAAAGUGGCGUCAGAUGCACGGAUUGUCAUUUAUCUGCGUGGACUUUCUGUUUUUUGUUUUUUUUAUAUACAGAAGAUGACUUAAACGGAAGUGUGCUGCAACUUCUUCCAAACAACAAACAAGACUAACGAAAUGGAUCAGAGUGGACUGAAUUGCAACGGUAAUCGAGACGGCCGCCUGUCAUUCGUGGAGUCUGGAAUACACGUCGAUGGGGAUAAUGUGACCGCUUCUCUGCAGCCAACCGCCCCAGCCCCGAACGGACGGGUUGGAACCAAAGACCAAGUGGCGCUAGAAAGCCUUUUUGACUCCCACCAGCAGGCCUUCUGCGAAGGGUCUGACAUGAAGCCUGGUAAAAUGAUGAGACUAGAGAAGCCGAAGCAGCCAGAUAUCAAUAUGUUCAACAUUGAAGAUGACUUGGCGAUGUUGAAUCAGAAUUUUUCAGAACUGGACAACACGUCCACCUCUGUCAUCAACACGGCUGUCCUAGGCAACCUCCCCCUGCCUGACCUUUUCCCGCAGCACAUCAAACAGGAAGGGGACUUCUCGUUGGAUAAAGAAUUGGGACCUUAUGGGGGUCACACUGGCGCUGCUUCCUGUGAUUUGACAGGGAGUCGUCUGAUCGAGGAGUGCACGCUUUGGAAAGACUUGGACCUUCCGGGAUCCAUGCCAGAGAUCAGCGACUUUGAGCUAGAUUCAGAAGUGGCUCACUUGGAUAACAUCCUGCACGAGAGCGGCGGCGUGGGAGGACCUGAUGGAGGCUUGCCAAAAGCAACAAAACCGCUCAUGGACAAUGGCGGUAGCUGUCAAAAUGCUAACGGCGCAAGCCAGCAGCAGCACACCGUCCUCCACCAUCCUCACCAGCAGCACCUUGUACAGCACCAGCUUCACCAUCAACAUCCGUCUUCACUUCUCAACAGCGUGGUCAUCAAGGAGGAGAAGGACCCCGACCACUCUUUCAUCCACAUCCACACACCCGGUGUGGUCAAGCAGGAGAAGCAGGAGCGGCCCGCUUUCUGCCAGUCGCAGUGUCUCCAAGGCGGUUUGGGCUCGGUCCAAGCUGCGGCUCCGAUGUCCUCAUCCGGGGGCGUGAGCGUGGACGCGGUUCCCGGCUAUCGCUACAGAGCCAACCCGCCCGCCAACAUGAUAGACCGCAAGCCCUUUGGCAUGUACUCAGACUUACCCCCUGCCGGGGACAGCUGGAUGCGAGGGGACGGGUAUGGAGAGGCCCUCGCAGUUCAAAGGGCCAAUGAUGGGCUCCCCAACACUGCUGCUUUGACCUACCCUCUCAGCUUCUCAGGCUCAUCACCCAGAACGGCAGCCGAGUCAAACCGUUCCAUGCUGCUGCCUGGCCAGUCCAAACCCAACGGGCAGACGCACAAGGUGUGUUUGGUGUGUUCGGACGAGGCGUCCGGAUGCCACUACGGCGUGAUAACCUGCGGCAGCUGCAAGGUGUUCUUCAAGAGGGCUGUGGAAGGAUGGAGAGCACGACAAAAGACAGAUGGGCAGCACAACUACCUGUGUGCAGGGAGGAACGACUGUAUCAUCGAUAAGAUCCGCAGAAAGAACUGUCCGGCAUGCCGCUUCCGCAAAUGCCUUCAAGCUGGAAUGAAUUUGGAAGCAGCAAGGAAAAACAAGAAGCUGAGGAAGCUGGAUAAUGACAACAACUCCCGCUGCCUUGCCCUGCCUCAGCCCGUCUCCGCCAUGCCUGUGGCGGUCAUCCCUGCCUGCAUGCCCCAGCUGGCGCCCUCCAUGUUGUCGGUGCUUAAGGCCAUCGAGCCCGAGAUCAUCUACUCUGGCUACGACGGCACCCUCCCCGACACGUCCACGCGCCUCAUGUCCACGCUCAACAAGCUUGGCGGACAGCAGGUCAUCUCGGCGGUCAAGUGGGCAAAGUCGCUGCCAGGCUUCCGUAACCUGCACUUGGACGACCAGAUGACGUUGCUGCAGUGCUCCUGGCUCUUCCUCAUGUCCUUCAGUCUGGGCUGGAGGUCCUAUGAGCAAUGCAACGGGAGAGUGCUCUGCUUCGCACCCGACCUUGUCAUCAACCAGGAGCGCAUGAAGCUGCCCUUCAUGACGGAGCAGUGCGAGCAGAUGCUGAAGAUCUGCAACGAGUUUGUGCGUCUGGAAGUUUCCUACGACGAGUAUCUGUGCAUGAAGGUGCUGCUGCUGCUCAGCACGGUUCCUAAAGAUGGGCUGAAGAGUCAGGCGGUGUUCGACGAGAUCAGGAUGACGUACAUCAAAGAAUUAGGGAAAGCCAUCGUUAAGCGAGAGGAGAACACCAGUCAGAACUGGCAGCGCUUCUACCAGCUGACCAAACUACUGGACUCCAUGCAGGAGAUGGUGGCAGGCCUGCUGCAGAUCUGCUUCUACACGUUUGUGAAUAAAACCCUGAGUGUGGAAUUCCCCGAGAUGCUGGUGGAGAUCAUCACCAACCAGAUCCCCAAAGUGAAAGACGGCAGCGUCAAGCAGCUCUUCUUUCAUCAGAAGUGACCGCCUCCAAGUCUACAAACACGCCUUAAAAAAAACAAAAACAUGCCUGUCUUUUGCUAAAAUGUGCGCGGGCCGCUUCACACCUGAUGGUUACUAAUAUUAGUAUCGGCAUCGGAUGGACCGCCGCCCGCCAGAAGCCCCGCCUCCUCAUGCACUCAGGUUGACGAGGACAAGCGCUUGUCCUUUGUGGUCCUGAGAGGACAUCUUUCUGCCAGCGCCCCUCUUCCUCCCCGGACUGAAAGCUGCUUGCUAACUAACCAUCACGUCGUGACGCUCAAGUGUGUCCAAGUCGCCCACCUGCUCCGCUCCACGCCCUCGGAAUGUACUCGCCACCUCCCCCUCACCUCACAGUUGUGCUUCUUGUUUGUGGCAGGACAGACCAGUGCCUUUCAGCUCCUUACACAUUUGCUUGCUAGUACUAUUGUACACCUUCGUUGUUGUCCAUAUUAACACAUUCAUUAUUGUCAACAUUAACACCUUCAUUAGCAGGGAGGAGCGCUUGGUCAGCUGUUCCCACUGGAAACAAAAACAUGUCUCAUGACUUAAAGUUGACAUAUUGUCCAAGUUAUGCAAUUAUACAAAGAAAAAGUCAGACGUUUAAGGCAGAAAGUAAAAUAUAUAUAUAUAUAUAUGCUACAGAAGUAUUUUACAAGAAAACACACAUAUAUAUAUAUAUAUAUAUAUGUAUAUGCUACGAAAUUAUUCUAUGAGAAAACACACAUAUAUAUAUAUAUGCUACGAAAGUAUUUUACGAGAAAACACCAAAGUCGGGAUUUUACGAGAAAUAGUUUUUUUUUCUCACAAAAAUGACGUAGUCGUAAAUGACAACAUUUAUAACAAUAUUUUGAAUUUAGUUUUUUUAUACUUGAAAAAAAAUGUCCCGAUAUUCCGAUAAGAACUCAGAUUUAUGAAGAACGCGUGAAAGAGUAAUCGUACGAUAUUUACAGAAACUCUACGAGAGAAAUUGUCUACUCGCAAGACCCAAGUUGGGUGAAAAAAAUGCCACAAGAAUAAUUACAAAACUGACUAUCCUUCAUGAAAAAUGUAAAUAUCGCAACAAUUCACGUCCAUUUGGUGGUAAAAGUUGUAACUUUAUCGCAAAGGUCGCAAGCUGUGUUUUAUAUUCUAACAAAAAAAUUAUUCUUCUGGAAACAAGUUUGUUUUUUUCCUGUGGUAGAAUUUGAGUAAAACGUCAUUUUGUUUCUCAUAAACUACUUAAAUUAUUAAUCUUGAUUUAUUUUGAAAUAUUUGUCAUCCUCACGCCGCUAACCUUGAGUUCAAAGUUACCGUUUAUGAAGAGAUUUUGACGUUGGAAUAUAUCUUUAUUACGUAACGUGUCACAUGACAUGAAGAAACCCUUUAAUCAAGUCGACUUCAAAAUAAACAUAUGAAUAUAUAUAUAUAUUUAUUGUUGCUUUCGUUUUUGUAAUAUGGAGGAAAACAUGGAGAACCCCCAUAGAUCGGAUCAUACCUUCAGGUUUUUUAAAGGAAUUGAUCAUCUUUUAAAACGCUAUCAAAGCUCAGGCUCGGUCAUUGCAGGUUGGAAAUUAUUUUGUGUGUUUAUGAAAAGCAGCUUCAGAGAAAACUGAUGGAAGCUUCUAGCACUUCUUCAGACGCACAACACGUUAAAGCUCUUUUAUCAACAUUUGCAUACGAAUGGAGAAAAAAACAGUGAUUCAGAAAAAAAAAAAAAAAGGCCCUGCCUCUUGCUUACUUUAAUGUGGAGCACAUUGAUUUUCUGUGCUUCAAGCGCUGAAUGGUAGUUUAACAGGUAGUGGACGUUACCAUGACGACGGGUAACUUGUGUGUGACUAAAUACAGCAGGCCUCUGACACACACACUUUUUUAUUCAAAUCAGCUUCGCGUUGACUCUUGCAUUUAUUUUAGUGAGUGGUGCAGCUUCACAAAACCAGCGUGGACAUAAUGUAAUGUCCAACAAGUGUACAUAGGGGGCGCCAACAUAUGCGGUUCAAUGCAAAUAGCUUUUAUUCAUGUAAAUUGUCUUUUUUUUUUUUUGAAAAACGUGAAAGAAAAAGUACAGGGACGUUUGUGUUUUUUAACAACGCUCUUUGCCAGUGUGUCCGAUUCUCUAUUUUAGUGGGAGAAACAAAAGAAUCGUUUGUGACUAACAUAAAAACAUGGAAAUGCUGCAACAUUAAAAAAGAUAAUUACAUUGUAUUUGUUGCCCUGCAUUAAUGUCUGAAGGUUAUUUUCCUUCAUAGUGAAGAGAAAAUUCAUUUUUUUUUUGUUUGUUUUUUAAAUAAGUCAUAUAGUUUGGUUUUGACAAAAAGAAAAAAAAAAUGCAGUCACUUCCUGUAUUUUUUUUUUUACAGGUCAAGAUUUUAUGAGUCAAGGAAAUUCAUGAUUUUACAAAACAAAAAUUGUAAUUUCAAGCAGCAAAAGGUAUUGUUGCUCUGAAUUUUAUAAAUACAAAAAAAGUCAUGGUUUUGAGAAAAAAAAAAAACUGGGAGGAGAAUAUAACUCAAGACAUUUUUAAAGGGCUGCUUUAUAAGUUUUAGUGUUAUAAAGAAAAAACAUUUUUUCCCCCUCCUUCAAUGAAAAUGAGGGAUGAGUCUGGAAACUCCCAACAGUCACACACUGCUGUGGGACGGCACUGCAAGCGUUUCGAAGAUUUCACAUUUCAUCCUACAAGGUUUCAUUUAAAAAGGGUACCAAACCAGCUUUUCAAAAUAAAACGUACCGGUAAGAAGCAUUGUUACUGCUUUUUCAGCCCGAUGCUGGCGAGACCAGAGCCAUGAUACAAAUCCACAUUUCAGAAUCAGGACCUGUGCUUUUUGGAGAUUGUUAAAUAAGAAAACUAUUUUUUUAAUAGGAAAUAUUAGACAGCGUGGAGUAAAUAUUUGAUCCAACUUUGAUUGUAUUUUAUUUUUGUGUUGGUGAGUGUAUGUGGAACACGUUGGUCUUGUGACGUGGACGCCAUUGGGGGAGCUGUGGGGUGUCCUUGAGCUUUUAUUAAGAGUGACCAAAGCUGAGCGAGGAGACGAUGGAAACAUGUUUGAAAAUGUUGUAAGUAUUCAGUAGCACUUAACAUCUUAUUUUGAAAGCUUAUAUUUUGUAAAUGUCCAUGCUUUGGAUUCCCUCUAUAUGAAAUAUGCCCCCCCCCCCAUCCAAAAAAGAAAUGUUGCCCUGUUUUAAAUCCACCAGAGCCAGAAAAAACUGCACUACGUAAAGGAAAAAGAAAAAACUGGUGGCUAAAAUCUAUUUUGUAUAAUAAAAUGUAAUUUUAAGGGCAGAUCAAGUUUGUCUGGUUUUCAUGGAAGUCUCUUGUUGCUUUUGAUUGUCAUCGGAUGUAAAAGCAAACUUGUGUUGUUUGGAGCGAGGCGGUAAAAAUACUUUUUAUGACCGCGUCGUGUGUUCUUACACCUCCUCUGUUCUCUGCGUGGAUACUGUCACCUUUUCAUUCGAUGUUGAAUUAUCUGUCGGCGUCUGCUUGACGGGGAAGAAGUGAUUUGAGUUGUACUAUGAAAUAAAAAGUCCACUCUUUUUCCAAA
Nerophis ophidion (straightnose pipefish) is the source of this 6545-nucleotide messenger RNA. Its product is annotated as glucocorticoid receptor-like. The coding region runs from base 676 to 3033 and encodes 785 amino acids. Gene Ontology annotation, biological process: regulation of DNA-templated transcription. Lineage: Eukaryota; Metazoa; Chordata; Actinopteri; Syngnathiformes; Syngnathidae. The transcript has 10 exons. Gene Ontology annotation, molecular function: zinc ion binding; DNA-binding transcription factor activity; sequence-specific DNA binding. The record is from RefSeq and is a predicted model, not a curated record.